CUUCUAUUAUGUUCAUCGCUAGUGAGUAAUUCAUUUCCUGAUUAUUAGUCUUGUCUACUGUAAUUCUUGCCCUUCAAACCACCAUGAGGGUCGCGACAGAGCUCCCCCUUCGCAUCCUUACACACAACAUCCGAUAUGCUACCUCCUCACCUUUCAAAGGCGAGCGCCCCUGGGCAGACAGAGUACAGCUUCUCUUGAACGAGCUGCAGUACAACACACGCCAUGCGGAAGGCUUUAUCUGUCUACAGGAAGUCCUACACAACCAGUUGGUUGACAUUCUCACUGGACUCAAUGCUUCCAAGCAGAACAAUGCGUGGGACUAUAUCGGCGUGGGACGAGAUGACGGCUGCAAAGCAGGCGAAUAUUCGCCUAUCCUCUUCCAACCUUCCAUCUGGCAACUACGACACUGCGAGACUGUCUGGUUAUCUGAGACGCCCGACACUCCGUCCAAGAGCUGGGAUGCUGCCUCGAUCCGCAUCGUGACCAUCGGUGUCUUUACCCACCGUGCCAGUCGCAAGACGAUCUUGGCGAUGAAUACCCACCUGGACGAUCAAGGGUCUCGGUCCCGACUAGAAGCAGCCCAUAUUAUUCUGCACAAGUUGCAGGAGUAUCGGACUGGGAAAGCCUUUGGCCCCAUGAUCUCGGGGAUGUUCCUGACAGGGGACUUCAAUAGUCAGGAAGACCAAGAGGCGUAUACCGUCUUGACGGCGCCGGAGUCACCUUUGGCAGACGCAGCGAAGUUGGUGAAUCCUUGGGAGCAUUACGGAAACCACAAAACCUGGACGGGGUUUGGACAUGAAGGACAGGAUCCGACGCGCAUUGACUACGUACUGCUCGAGUCAACGACAGACAAGGUUCUUAGCCAUGGUCGUCAGCCAUGGGCAGUGGAGGGCUAUGCAGUAUUAGCGAACCGAUUCGACGAUGGGGUCUUUAACUCGGACCAUCGGGCGGUGGUCAUCGAUGUGAUGUUAUACGACUAGUCACUAGUGCGAAGGCCCCAUCAGCUGGCUUUCUUGUUCCCCAGAAUUCCCGAAUGCUUUUCAUACUUCAGUAGGGAUAGAAAGACGCGAAUACUUAAGAAGAUGGACUUUAUUUUCGCGGAAGAUCAGCCAGAAGUGGGAAGGAA
Molecule: messenger RNA, 1126 nt
Organism: Aspergillus costaricaensis CBS 115574
Lineage: Eukaryota; Fungi; Ascomycota; Eurotiomycetes; Eurotiales; Aspergillaceae
Product: endonuclease/exonuclease/phosphatase family protein
Exons: 1
Coding region: 84-980 (298 amino acids)
Molecular function (GO): 3'-5'-RNA exonuclease activity
Source: RefSeq, a predicted model, not a curated record